Messenger RNA from Medicago truncatula (barrel medic), 1458 nucleotides. RefSeq lists its product as uncharacterized. The coding region runs from base 467 to 895 and encodes 142 amino acids. The transcript is spliced from 2 exons. NCBI's taxonomy places the organism in Eukaryota, Viridiplantae, Streptophyta, Magnoliopsida, Fabales, Fabaceae. The record is from RefSeq and is a predicted model, not a curated record.
AAGUUGCUUAUGUAUAGUUUGUUUCAUUUUUUUUAUCAUACUUUUGUGUAUAUAGUAUUAUGGACUCACUUAAGAGGAAAGUUUCUGCUAACCCCCCUUCAACUAACAAUGAGGGUCAAAGUUCCAAAGCUAGUUGGAGGGAUCUUAAAGCCACCGAGUACUUUGUCAAGGCAUGUUUGGAUCAAGUUUCCAAGAGUCAACGCAAUGGUACUUGUUUUACCAAGAAAGGAUGGCAAUGUAUUGUUUCCCAAUUUAAUGAACAAAGUGGACUGAAUUAUGACAAGGUAAAAUUGAAGAAUAUGUAUGAUAGCUUGAGAAAGGAAUGGAAAGUAUGGUAUAACUUGUUUGGAAAAGUUCCAAGAGUCAACGCAAUGGUACUUGUUUUACCAAGAAAGGAUGACAAGGUAUUGUUUCCCAAUUUAAUGAACAAAGUGGACUGAAUUAUGACAAGGUAAAAUUGAAGAAUAUGUAUGAUAGUUUGAGAAAGGAAUGGAAAGUAUGGCAUAACUUGUUUGGAAAAGUUACCGGAUUAGGAUGGAAUUUUGAGAAGAAUACCGUUGAUGCAUCCGAUGAGUGGUGGGAGAAGAAAGAAUUGGAAAAUCCUCAAUAUGCAAAGUUUAGAGACAAGGGACUUCCAUUUGCUCACCAACUAACCACACUUUUCAAGGAUUUUGUGGCUAAUGGAGAGCAUGCUUGGGCACCAUCAAGUGGUGUAUUACCUAAUGAGAACUUGGGUAAUGAUGAUAAUGAUGUUGGCUUGGAUGUUGAAGGCUCGGGUGAUAGUGAAGAUGCAAGCAUUGGAGCAACAACUGGUUUUGGAAAUAUUAACUUGAAUACAUCACAAGGAGCUGCUAGUCAAAGUAGUGGACAAAAGAGAAAGAGUUAUUGGGGCUGAACAAAAAGGAAAGAAAAAAGCUACUCCUUCAACGUCAAUAGCUGAGGCUGUUAAUGAUAUUGCGGAGACUUGCAAGUCGCGGAAUGAGGCUAUAAGUAAUGCAUCUAUUGGUGAGGUGAUGGCUGAGAUUCAAACCAUGGAGGCAGUUACUUCUGAUUUAGAGUUUCAUACAAUGUGUUGUAACCUAAUGAUGUUUAAGCCAGCUAGGGAGAUGUUUGUAUCACUGCGGGGUUUUGAGGAAAGAAGGUUGAUUUGGCUCAAAUUUGCAUCAUUCAACCCUACUCUAUUCAUGAGGCCGUGAUUUGGAAAAAAAAUUGGCUCAAGAAUUGGCUUAGUGAUGUGUCUUGGAUUUAGCUUAUGCUUUUGGACUUAGUUUAUGUAUUUGGUUUCUUAGUUUAUGUAUUUGGUUGCUUAGUUUGUGUUUAGAUCUUCAUUAUGUCGCACUAUGUGUUAGGAUUUCCCUUUAUAAAUUUCGUAUUAAGAACUCAAGUAGUAUGGUGAUAUAAAACCUAUGUAUUAUGCCUUGUGAAUUUGAAUGAAGUGAAUUUGUUACAUGGUUGCCU